Lycium barbarum (goji berry) is the source of this 804-nucleotide messenger RNA. RefSeq names its product probable LRR receptor-like serine/threonine-protein kinase At3g47570. Gene Ontology annotation, molecular function: protein binding; protein kinase activity; ATP binding. Bases 1 to 804 code for a protein of 267 amino acids. The record is from RefSeq and is a predicted model, not a curated record. The transcript has a single exon. NCBI's taxonomy places the organism in Eukaryota, Viridiplantae, Streptophyta, Magnoliopsida, Solanales, Solanaceae. Gene Ontology annotation, biological process: protein phosphorylation.
AUGCAAAAUAUGGCUGAACUUUCUUUUGCAGAAAAUAGACUAGAAGGACCUAUUCCAGAGUCAUUCGGGAAUAUGGUCGCCUUGGAAUCAUUGGACUUGUCUCAUAACAAGCUAUCUGGUGUCAUUCUCAAAUCAUUGGUAGCUCUUUCAAAUCUGAACUAUCUCAACGUAUCUUACAACAGAUUGAGUGGUGAAAUUCCAAUUGAAGGUCCUUUUUCGAACUUCUCUUAUGAUUCAUUCCUUUCAAAUGAGGCAUUAUGUGGUGCUUCUAGGUUGCAGAUACCAGCAUGUAGGUCUAGUUCUCCUCAUAGGAAAAGAAAAAAGAAGGUGCUUCUUAUUGUGCUGAUCUCACUGGUGGCUGCUUCAAUAAUAAUGCUCUCAGUCACGCUCACCGUCUUUUUGGUGAUUAGAAGUCGAAAGAGGAAAACAAUAAUUGCUACUCAUCAGGCGGAUUCUUCUCCAGCCACAAUACAUGGAAGAGUUUCAUACCAUGACCUUCAACAAGCAACCAAUGGAUUCAGUCCGAACAACUUGCUCGGAUCUGGAAGUUAUGGAUCUGUUUACAAAGCAACAUUUGAGAGUUCUAUAGUGGCCGUUAAGGUAUUCAACUUGCAAACAGAAGGUGCAUUCAAGAGCUUUGACACAGAAUGUGAAGUCUUGCGCAACCUUCAUCACAGAAAUCUGACCAAAGUCAUUAAUAGUUGCUCCAGAGUUGAUUUCAAAGCCUUGGUAUUAGAGUACAUGCCUAAUGGAAGCCUAGAUGAUUGGCUUCAUUCUGCAAAUUGUUCCUUAGAUAUCAUGUAG